Molecule: messenger RNA, 16108 nt
Organism: Pocillopora meandrina
Lineage: Eukaryota; Metazoa; Cnidaria; Anthozoa; Scleractinia; Pocilloporidae
Source: the annotation of a GenBank genome assembly
AUGCCUGACAGAAUAACUGUCAGGAGCUUCCUGAAUGAAGCUAGGGACGAUGUUUCAUCGCCUACAACCUCGAAUUUCAUGUCGACAAUGAAUGCUUGUCGAAACACUGUUGGAGCUCUCGAGGAGGUAAGUUUUCACGAAACUUCGUUUUUGUGUCGUACGUGCAAUAAAUCUUUCAUGUCAGUGAAGGACAUCUGCAGCGGUUUUAGUUUGGACUGAUAAUGAAAAUUAACGUAUCUAAUAGCUUUUGGUCUAAUUGCAUGUAAUGCAUCCAUAUUUCAUGAUCGGUAGUUGAAUACAUAAAUAUUUUCCUGAAUGGUGUUCUUCAUAAUAACGAAAGCAUACCAAUCCAUGUCUUGUUUAAUUUAAAUUCGAUCGUCACUCUGUGAAUUAAAUAGUGCGUGUGUGGAAACCCACAGAGCUUAUAUAACGCCGAUACCAAACGGUUUCACCUCACAUAAUAUUGUCAGUUUGAGCUCUGUCAAAUAUGUUUACCAAAAUUUUAUCCGUAAACUUAUAUUUGAGUGAGUGACGGAAUCUCAUUUUCAUGAAAACAAGCUUAUCUUGUGGUUUACUUUUUAUUUCACAAUUAAAUAGUAUGUGGUUUUUGUUUCCAUUGAUGUCUUGUGUCAACAAAGGAUUUUCUGUUUUAAAAAAAAUGAAAGUGUUUGCCUGCUCUGGUUACAUUUUAGCGUCGUAAUCAAAGAAAUAAGAUUAAAAUUUUGAACAAUCUGCUAGUUAUAAUUUUAAUGAUUGCCAAGAUUAAGUUUAGGUAGGUCUAGUCCCUUAUAUUCUUUCUAAAUUUAGCUAAAGGGAAAACUACAGUCAUUCAUCCCUCAAUCCAUGUGAAGGGGUACGAGCCCCAGAUGUCAUUUUUUAAAUUCUGUUUACACAUACAGAAUAAAGGAUACUCAUGUAACUGGUUCCUGCAGGAUUUUGCCAAUGUGAUGCAAAUAAAUGACACAUACAGCUGUAAUACUAAGCUCUUUUAAGUAAUAUGCAACUACUUAAAGGCUUGACAAAAAGAGUAUAACCAAAACAGAGUGGCACAUGGUAUACACUGUAUAUGUGGCCUUGACUUUGCGCUAGACAACAUAUUCUUCAAAAUUGGGCUUUUUCAGUCUCCUUUUUCAGUCUCAGCCCUUUACUUCCCUAACCCUUUAACUCCCAGAUAAAUUUUGUAAUUCUCCUUACUGUCAACCACACAGUUCUUUCAAUGUUAGUUCAGAGAAUUUAGUAUGGGAUCAACUAAUUAUCCCCCAAUUGAUAUUUUUCUUUAUUCUCGUCACUAAUCUAGUUGAUAUUGUGUUAAUAUUGUAAGGAGAAAUUCUCUCUUGGUCACUUAUGGGAGUUAAAGGGUUAAUUAACACCAUUAUGCACAUUCCCCUUACUUUUUUCUAUAUAUUUCUUUUGAUACUGAAGAGGAGAAUGUCUUGUUAAAAAAUAAAAGCUCCUUAGGUUAGUGAUCAUUUCCUUUAUUCUCAAGACCUUGAUGAAUGAUUCAGCAGUAUUUCUGUAAGGAGAAAUUAGAUGCUUGUUACUCUUAGAGUUGAAAGGGUUAAAAGAUGCUGAAUGCACAUGAAACAAUAAAUCUUUGGCGCUGAUGUUUCAGCAAUGAUGGGUCAUUUCUUCGCAUGUGUUGUAAUUCUGGAAUUUCAGUCUAUAGCUUUAGACAGAAUCAAGAUCAUUAUGCUUACAGUAUGUACGUAAAUAUAUUGCGUUGUUGAUUAGGGCACUACACCACUGUCGUAGAAAAAUCAUUCAAAUCCCAUCCUAGAGCAAAUCUUUGUUAGGUUUGAACAACUGAACAGUCAAAUCAGAUGGAAGGUGGUCAUUAAAUGACAUUAUUUAAAAUUUAACAGGUGAAUCUUUUUCUUGGGCUCUUCUCACACUUUUCAUCUUUCUUUUAAAUUUUAUUUCAGAGUCUUGAUGAAGAUUACAACAUACUUAAUAAACUGAAGAAAUCAAGCAAAGCUGUCCACACUGCAGGGUUAAGUAAGUAUAGCCCUUAGCUUCAAAUCUUGCAUGCUUGCGCCAAAUUUUCCUAUACAAACUUACCACCAAAAAUCUUUUUAGCAUAGAGUGGCAGUGAGUUUGUUAGUCUAUGCUUCCAGUUUCUCCUUAUAAAUAUGUUGAUUUUUGAUCCCAGACUAUUCUACAAAUCAGCUGUCAUUAGUUGAGAGUCUUGAAAAGUUGGGUUCAUCAUCUCUUUCAAAGGAGGCAGAUACAGGCAUUGGUAAGUUCUAGCUUUGGGUAUAUACACAGAGUUAUAAUUGUUAAUACUGGGAUUGAUAUUUUUCCCCGAAAAAAGCACCUCAGCUGUUUGCCAAAUUUAAACAUAGCAUGUCUUUUUUAUAAGAUUCUCUGCCCUUCAAUUAUGCUCCUAAAUUUUGGUCAAAAUUUGAAAUUAUAGCAACUCCUUGCCUUAAAAAUGUACACCUCCCUUUGGCCAAAAUUUGGAGUUAGUGUCCUUUUCUGAUAGGUGGCUCCCCCUUCGUAUCAUUUUCAUGGAAGGGUAACUAAACAAAAAGGGAUACAUAGCUCAAAGUUUUAUUUAUUUCAUCAAACCAUUAAUAUUUACACCAUACUAGUUGGAGUUUGUUAGUAUGUUGAGUAGGAGUACCAUCCAUUGCUAAUUACUGUGUUGUUGUUGUUUAAGUGCUAAUGCAGCCUUAUAAAAAAAGAUACUGGGCCACAAUAUUGGUAAAUUUGAUGGGUAUCUUGCUUGGGUGAGUGCUUCGGGGCACUACUCAGUUGGUGUUGUUUAAGUGUGUACACGGCAUUAUGAAAAAAAAUAUUUAGCCACACCAUAGAUAAGUGUUAUGGGUACCUUUGCUUGGACGAGUGCUCUGGGGUGCCACUCACUGGAUUUACAGUAUUCCUAAUGAUGUUGUCAUUUAUGGAAGUAUAUGUACUGUCCAAGAAACAUGAAAAAAUUUUCUCUAAUUUCAAUAAAUGUGUUUCACGCUCUCUUCCAGGUACUGCAUUCUUAAAGUUUUCAGUCACAUUUAAGGUUAGUGAUAGAGCUUCCAACUCCCUUUUGUGACACAAAGUUCAUAGGGUAACCUGUGCAACUUGAGUUUAGGCACAAAUCAUAACAGAAAACCUUCUUAAAACUUUACAUUAUACGUAAUCCCUGAUGACAUCCCCCAAGGAUAACAACAACUGAACCCCCAAGAGGUUUGGAAAAUCUCCCGAGAAAAGUUUUACAGGCUAAGUUAUAAUUCAUCACUAAUAAACUUUUGGUUGAAUCACAUGCAGUAUGACCACAGGAAGUCAACUUGCAAAGGGAAAUUUGCACAUACUGAAAACAGCGCAGAUAUUGUGUGUUCUUUGUUUUGGGGAAGUAACACCCUCGAAAAUAUGCCAACUGGUUUGCUAAGAUCUUGUGUUCAAUGAGGAUCAAAGGGAGAACAGUCCUUUGAAUCACACUGUCAAAUUAUUUGUAAUCAACACACUAAGCAUGCUUUUGAGUACACAAUCGGAUGUUUUUGUUUAAUUGUGCUUAACUGAAAUCAGUAAAAACUAUUGUUGCCAUCUCUCUCUCUGCAGGAACUUUGUUCAGCUAUGAAAACAUUGGUAAGCAAUACUUUUUGAUUUAAACACCAUGAAAUGUUUAAGCUGAUUGAAUUUUAUAGUUUUUAAGGCAGUGAAAUGAGACUUACUUGAACAAGUUAGAAUUAUGUUUAAUUUUAGUAAAAAGUUUUAUUUUUCAUCAACAGUUCACCAAUUAUCACAACAUGGUUUUGUUUCCUCUGGACUCUCUUCUAAAAGGAGACAUGAAAGAUGUGAAAGGGGUAAGUGUUAACCCUUUAACCCUCUUAGAUUAACCAAAGUGGAAUUUCUCCUUACAAUUCCAAUACAGUUUCAAGCAGACGGGUAUUGAGAAGAUGGAAACAUAUUAAUUAGAGGACAAUGUCUGAUUUAUUACUAUAUUCUUAAAGCUGAAAAUAUAUGAAAUAUAUAGCAGAUAGUGUUGAGAUUUGAUAUUUAGAUCACAGAAGUGAUGAAUGUGUAUCUUUUCUGUGCAUUUCAAUACAUCAUCUUAUGAAAAGUUAUAAGAAAAGAGAGGCUAAUCAGGGACAAGCUACAGUAAUAAAUGAGCCUCUGGGCUUAAAAGACUAUAAUUUGGUUUUGCUUUAGGAAGGCAAAGAAGCAGAGAUUUUGUUUGGUUGUUUUGUAAAUUUCUUUGAUGCAUUUACUAUGUUUAUUUCACAGGAUAUGAGAAAGCCAUUUGAUAAAGCAUGGAAAGAUUAUGAGGCCAAAGUGUAAGACCUUGACUAUUUUUUAUCGUAAAAAAAAGUUACUGCUAACCCCAAAGAGUGACUAGUGUCCAAUUUUUUGUAACAACAUCAUGUUUAAAUUACACAUCAAGGUCCCAAGAAUAAAGGAAAUGAUCACCAACUAAAGAAGCUUUUGAUUGUUAAACAAAUUCUCCUUGUAAGCACCUUAGGAAAUUUAUGGAGAACACUAUUGAGAAUAUGCACACUGAUGUUAGGGUGUUAAGGGUUAUGACCAUCUUGGCCUCAUAGACUCUAUGUUAUUAUGGAUGAUCAAUUCUGUUUACUUAGCAAAAUGCUAAAAUUGUAAUUAUGAGGCUUUACUGACAUUUGUUUCCAAACUUUUUGGUGGAUUUUGAUAGUGGAAAGAUUGAGAAAGAGAAAAAGAAAGUGGCCCAAGAGGCUGGAUUUCUCAGGACAGAAGUUACUGGUGGGGAAGUAAGUGAUUGAAAUGGCAAAUAUUUUCAUGGAGUAAAAUGUGGCAGAUUUUUACUCUGACUUUUAGAGAUUUGCUGAUCUUAUUUUUGCAACGGAUUUAAAUAUGGUUUUUUUUUUUCUCUUAAAAAACCAGAUGGCAGAAGAAACAGAAAGAGAAAGGAGGAUUUUUCAGUUACAAAUGUGUGAGGUAUCAUCAUGGUGCAGCAAUAUACAUUUUAUUUUUAAAAUUAUUUAAUACAUAAUUCUUUUAUAGGAGACUUAAUAAUGGAAGGACUAGAAUAUAUUAUAAAUAUAUUAUAUAUAAUGUUGUCACUAGAAUAUAUAAUAAAUGUAUGAUCUGACCCAAGUAGGUGCCUUACUUGGAGCAAAAUGCUCUUCUAGGAGGGUCUGGGACAUGCUCCUCCAGAAAAAUUUGAAAUUUGAAACUCUUCAACAGUCUUUCUAGUAUUUUUUUGUUCUCCUUGGCUCCUAAACCUUUACCACCCAUGAUCUGAUUGCUAAUUCUCCCCUCUAGCUGCUACACAUUUCCUUGUAAAUUAGUUGCAAGGAUUUGGUGUUAGAUCAAGAUAAUAAUGUUUACCUGAUACAUUUGAGUAUUCUCAUGACCUGUUUGCUGGAUAGUGGGUGAAUAUUGUAGGGAGAAGAUACAUGUGAAUCACUUCCGGGAGUUAAAGGGUUAAAGGAUUUUUUUUCCCUUCUUUUGAUUGGCUGUUGUGAUUACUGGUGCUUUGGCUUUGAUUUUACAACACUCAAUCUCACAGUUUUUAUUUUUUGAAGAUUUAAUGUUAUUUUUCUUGUCAUCAAGCUUCUGAUUAAGGUGAAUGAAAUAAAAGUGAAGAAAGGAGUGGAGCUUGCACAGCAUCUGGUGGAAUUCUAUUAUGCACAAGUCAAGUGAGUGUUUUUCAUUGAAAAUGCAACUAAAUCAUUCCUUAUUACGACUGCUAAUUCUGCCAACUGAAGAAUGUACUUAUUUGUAUGGAAGUUAAUUUUCUGUUGGUUGUAAUUUGUCUCCACAGUUAUUUUCAGCUGGGAUCACAAGUACUAGAAAGUAUGAAAGGUUAUCUUGAAGAACUUGUUGUGGAGCUGCAGCAGGUACAUUUGAAUAUGACUGAUAUUUUAGAAGUGUUUGUCCCCCUAGAUCUGGUAAAUCAUUCUUCUUUCCAGCUGGUAUAUAUCAGUGGCAAAUCCAGACCCUGGGGGGGAGGGGGGGCAGUUUUUAUUCGCUUGCCCUGUUGGCUUUCCUUCCUCUGCAAUUCUUCGUUGUUUUUUUUUGUUUUGUUUUGUUUUUUUACCAAAAUAAGGGGGGGUCUGGGCCCUAGAUCUGCCACUGUAUAUUUCCAAGUAAAUUAGUUUUAAGAAUUAGUAGUAUGUCAAGAUAAGAACGUUUUAAUGAAAGAUACAUCUGUUCAUCUAUUUGCAUGAGCUGUUACCUGGGUAAUGAAUUGAGUUUAUUUUGAAAAUAUCCAUCUGAAUCAUUCCUUGGAGUGAAGAGAUUAGUAUAUGAUAUUGUUCAGGCAUUGUGGUAAGGGGGGUAACAUGAAUGUUGUGUUUCAGUUGUUUAAAGUUAAUGUUUAUUUUUAGUCAUAUCUCUAUAUUUUUGCUUUCAUUUCUUGUGUAUUUGUUUAGUUAAGAGCGCAGCAGGAUGAGGAAAGAAAGGAACUGACUGAAUUAAGGAAUGAGAUUAAAUCCCAGCUACAGCUAGAUAAAGAAGUAAGUCCAUUUUUUUUAAGUUUAGGAAUAAAUGACACCUAAAAUACAUAGUACAUUUGCCGCUUCAAAUUUCUACCAUCUGAGUAGAUUUUCAUAGGGAGCCUUUGAUUAAUUUUUUAUCACUCAUUGCAGUCCGCACAGUCUUCGCAGAGUAAAGGAGGCUACAGUUUACAUGGUCAACAAGGUGAUAAAGUAUAUGGCAAUGAAAGAGCCGGGUUUCUACAGAAACGGAGUGAAGGGUAAGUUUAACGUAAUUAUUUUUAAUCAGCUGGACUUACUACAGUUAUGAGCAAAAGAUCAGAGCAUAAGUUGGUCUGAAUUCAACAUCAUUUAACCCUUUACACCCUAACAUCAUUGUGCAUAUUCUCCAUACUGUUCUCUAUACAUUUCUUGAGGUACUGACAAGGAGAAUUUGUUUGAUAAUCAAGAGCUGUUUUAGUUAGUGACCAUUUCCCUUAUUCUCAUUACCUUAAUGUUUGAUUCAAGGGAGAUAUUGUGAGGAGAAAUUAGAUGCUAGUCACUUUUGGGGGUUAAAGAGUUAAAAUAUAAGAGCCUCUUUUGUGGGUGAUCAUUUCUUUCAUUCUUGUGACCUUUUAUCUUUGUGAUUCAGGGAUGAUAUUAUAAGGAGCAAUUAGAUGCUAAUCACUCAGCAUAAAAAAAAGCUGGCAGCUACACAGACUAUUACUUUUGAUAGCUCUCAAUGUGUAUGUUUUUGUCGCCAUUUGAUUUUAUCAUUUGAAAUUUCAUUUUCAGUCUGCGAAAAGUGUGGCAAAAGAGAUACUGUGUGGCAAAGGAUGGCCAGUUCACUUUGGCUCAUUCACCUGUAAGAGGAAUUUCUUUUGAAAAGUUUCAGCAAUAUAUAAAGCUUUAUUUUUGCUUGCUUCAUGCAAUUUAAGGUCUCUCUACCAUGUAUAUGUCUAUGACACAUUUUGUUAUUAUUAUUUUAGACAAGCAUUCCAACUCAAACACUCAAUCUUCUAGUGUGCCAAGUCAAGGUAAGGGAACCAAAAUUGGUACCUGCCAAGGCCUUUCUCAUCUCUGGACUUUUUGUAGCUCCUCCUCAUGUCAGCACACGUGGGGACCAUUUUCCUGUUCAAUCCUUUGUUAGCCCCUUUUGCAUCUCACCUCUGUACCCACUUGGGUCUCUCUCGUGUUUAGACUUACAUUUUGGCUCUCUUUUACAUUGGUCCCUUUUUCAGAGCUUUUAGAGAAUCCCUAAAUGUUUAGACCCUCAUAGGCCACUUCCAUGACAAGAUAUAGCGUUUAUCAAGACUUUUUGUUAUAGCUCUGAAACCAUGGAAAACUGUAAUUUUUUAAACUCCAUUUAUUGGCCUUGCAUUUUAGGGUAACAUUCCAGCACAAGCAGAGAAUUAGCGAGCAUAAAAUAUGAUUUUAAUUGUUUUCCCUACAGGAAGAUGAUGGAAAGAAACAUACUUUCAACAUUGUAUCACGUAAGUUGGCGAUCUCGUAAAGAGCAGAUAUUACGAACUAUAACAGCUGUAACUUAAAAGUUGGUGUCUGAUCUCUUGCUUAAAAAGGAAAAAGUUCUUGUCAAUGAUAAAGUGGCAUCUUUUUUUUUUCUUUCAGAUAACAGAACUUAUUUAUUUCAAGCAGAUGACGAAGCUGAUUUGGAAGCGUGAGUUGAACGGAAUUAAUUAUUGAGAAAGAGUUGCUUCACCUGGGUUUAACAUACUUGAAACAAGCUUUAUAUAAAUCGUUGUUGUGGUUAUUUUUUUUCUGUCUUAACUCCUUCCAAUUGAAGUAAUAUCACGAAGUAAGGGAUGGGAAACUAAAACUAAAAUGAUCAGAGGGAGUCUAGAUUGAGUGUCGUGAAACCAAACUUAAAGAUAUCACUCUAGCCAAUCAGAACAAAGGGAAAUGUAGCGAAGAACCAAUAGGAAUUCAGUCAAAACAAGCAAACCGUCCAAAGCGCGGGAAAAUGGGAGGGAACCAAGACGAGAUUGGUUUUAGUUUUGCAUCUGAUUGGUUGAUAAUUUGGCGCGAAAUGUUUGGACCAAUCAGAUUUUGUAGUUAAGAAAAACCAGCGUAAUUUUGGAUGGGAAAUUGAUCUGCUGUUACUGAACUUGUCAAUACUGUUUCCAGGUGGGUGUCUGUUCUUAACAACAGUCGAACUGAAGCCUUAGAAAAAGCCUUCGGAGACAGCGACAAAGCUGAGGUAUUCAACACAGGAGUCAAAUUAACUAAGUUUUCUUAAAAUCAUUUUAAUCGCAGUAAAAUUACAGCUCUUGUGUUCCCCUUCACACAUUGCACAUCCAUCCAUCCAUCCAUCCAUCCAUCCUAAAACAAAAAAGAUAUUUAAGCACCAUGAAAGCUGUGCGUCCUAGCUAUAUACCACACAGGUGAAUAACGCUUUUCACGCGCGCUAAUCAUAUAAUUGACAUUUCUCACCGAUGCGUCCUGAUAUAUUUUAAAAACUCCCCUCGAACGUGUUAAAGUUUUGCGAUAUGACUAAAAUGUUUUGUUUAAUUUUUUUUCAGUCCGAAGAAAAUGGUUCAUUGGUUUGCAAUCUUAAAGAGGUAAAUUUGAAACUUAGCAUUACAGAAUCACUAACAGCAGCGUGACAGCUUCCAUAGAAGUAGCGUGACAUUGUGACAGAAUCAGUUUUUAAUUUUUCAUUGUUUUUGUUCCUCAGCUGAGACAAAGAAUUGUCUCCCAAGUUCGAAGAUUGCCAGGAAAUGACACUUGCGCUGAUUGCUCCGGAAAAGGUGAAUAAAAAAACUUUUCAUAAACCAAUGUUCAAAAAUGCAUCUCAUGGCAAAUUUACGGAUGGGCGUACUCGAAAAGUAACGUGGGAGAGGGAGGUGGCCCAAAACCGUGACGUCAACUCGUCGCCAUCAUGCUGACGUCAACGUUACCAGGCCACGGUGAUCCCUGAUGAAAACCACUGACUCAUUUAAGUGCAAAAAUGCACCCCUCCCCCUAACACUAUAGCGCAUCCCUUAUCAUGUUUCAUUGAUACAGUUUAAUUAUGGUCACAGCGGAGAAAAUUUCAUUUACAUUCAUAGAGGUAUCGACCUUACAGAAAAUGUAAUUUUUAACUUUAGUUAUAUUUCCCUUGCAGAUCCAACAUGGCUGGCCACAAAUCUUGGCGUUUUACUGUGUAUUGAGUGUUCAGGAAUCCAUCGAGACAUGGGUGUUCAUAUCUCUAGAAUACGAUCCAUUGAACUCGACAAACUAGGCACUGUAGAAUUACUGGUAGGAUGUUAGCACCUGACACAUUUUAAUUGGUUUGAUACACUGAUAAAUAAGUUUACUGCGGUUGACGCGGAAAUUUACUGUUUUACCGCGAUGGACUUGAGAUUGAAAGACCUGGUUCGAGCCUUGGCUUAGGCCAGUUUGGUAGCCAUUAAAACAAUACGCUUUCCCCUCUCAGGGUAUUUUCUCUCCAUCCAGAGUAUAGAUGGCUACUAGGGAAUCAUUGGACUCCUGACGAAAUUCAGGGGGAGGUGAGGGAGGGAAGUGGUAACCGAAUCCCUUCCAGAAUAGGAGCAGUGUUCCUAGUCACUACAUGCUUCGGAAACUGCCAUGUACGUUGGUUUCGUAUCUGUAACAAAAAGUUCAUUGAUGGAAUUUAUUGUUUGUUCUUUCUUUUUCAGCAAGCGAAAGCUGUUGGUAAUGGUGGAUUUAAUGAGAUUAUGGAAGCAACUUUAGACUACAACGAGAAGCCCACGGCUUCCAGUAAAAUGUGAGUUCAGUGCCGAGGUUGUUAUCGGCGUUGUUGUUAUUAAGCUAAUUUUGGUUGAGGUCGAAUGGUUUAGGGGCCGUGCUGCUCAACUUUGUUUGAAUUAUUUUUUUUCCUCCAGGGAUGAAAGAAAGGAGUUCAUAAGAGCGAAGUAUAUUCAACAUAAGUAUGCGAUCAAAUCUGGCGAUAAUACUGAGAAAAUACUGCAGGUAAGCCGGCAGUAACUUUUGUUAUACGGCUUUUGUUGAAGGCCAAACAUGGCACUUGCGCAUUUUUUACCAAACUCUGAUAAACUCCAGCUAAACUAAUCCUCUCUGUUCUUAACAGGAACUUCAUCAAGCGGUCAAGUCAAAGGACAUUUUAGCUGUUUUACAAGCGUUUGCUGAAGGUGUAGAGCUUUCCACACCUCUUCCUGGACAUGUGAGUAUUAAAUAGUUAGUAGAUACUUACGACUUUUUAAAGUAAACAAAACUAGUUGUUAUUUGUACAAUAAAUGGCACCUUGAGACACUGUACUUUUAAAAUGAUUCUUUUUGGACAACUUGAUGCUCAGACAAUUAUUACCUUUGACGUUUACUACAGUACGGCCAUCUAAGCGGUUUUCGCUCAAGAAAUCCAUGACCAAAACCCGGUGGUUUUGUUUUAAAUUUUCUUCCAGUCAAACAAUUCUACAGCCCUUCAUGUCGCCGUGGAACAAGAAGACUUGACCUCUUUGCACAUUGUCGACUUUUUAGCGCAGAACUGGUGAGUUGAGGGUUAAAUUGAAAACCCAAGGAGGAAGAUCGAAUAGUGACUGAGGGCUAGAGAAAGUGGAACAAAUCAAAUGAUGCCAUUCUAGAUCGAUAUCAGUGAUUGAAUUAUUCUUGUCGAGAUUACCUCGAGUUUCUCGGAAACCUCGCCUUAGGUGUUUUGUUUGGUCGCUCCAUUCUUCACGCUUAAUUAUUAGUUUACUUGUUUGUUUCUUCGUUCGGUCGUCCGUCCUUCGUUCGUGAUCGGUCGGUCGUUCGUGAUCGGUCGGUCGGUCGAUCGCUCCUUCGUUCGUUCGCUCGUUUGCUUGAUCGGUCGCCCUAUCGCUCGGUCGUCUGCUCGGUUCCUCGUUUGGUCAGUCAGUCUGUCAGCCAUUGGUAAAUUUGUAUGUUCUUUUCUUUGUGUGUUAUUUAAUAAUUAUUUUUGAUUAAUUUAUUAAUUUGUCCCAUUGCAUGUUCGUAAUUGUAUUUUUUUUUUUUGCUAAUUUUUUUCCUUUUUCAAGCAAUGAUGUGAACGUGACAGAUAAAGAUGGAAACACAGCGCUCCAUUUGGCGGCAAUUUCCAGUAAAACAGAAUGUAUGCGAGUUCUGUUGAGAGCUGGCGCUACGGAUAGUCUUAGCUUAGGUAUGUAUCCACUGGGAAUCAUCUGAACACUGACUUUUGGCCUAUAAAACAAAUAUCCUGUUGCAUUUCUGCACUCAAAUGAGUCAGCGGUUUUCAUCAGGGAUCACCGUGGCCUGGUAACGUUGACGUCAGCAUGAUGGCGACGAGUUGACGUCACGGUUUUGGUCUAACUAGUGAUAUUUAGAAUAGAGGAUAAAAGUCAGCAGAUUUUCGUGUUUUCAUCGAAGAUUUUCCGAAGCUUUGGUUUUACUCCUAAACUUUUCGCGUGCCCAGUCGCCCUCGUCGCCAGAUGAAGACUCGCAGUAUGCAAUUGAGAAAUCUAAAGCUACAUCGGAAAGGACUACAUCGUGAAACAAAUAACAUUUCAUUUCUCAUAUAUUCACCACGGUGAAUUACCAAAAGCUUUUCCACGGUAAAUGCAGUUCCCCCCAGCUCUGAAGCUGUCAGAAGAUUGGAAGAUUUAUUUGGAUCAGGAAUAAAAAGUUAUGCUCUUUCUCCUGCAGAAAAUCUGGAGGGUAAAACGCCGAUGGACAUUUCGAAAGGAUUAAAUCACAUAGAAUCUAUUGAAUUGGUAAGUUUUUUUAGUUCUUCAGGUCCUUGAGUUUAGGGCAGAAGUUGCUUCGGAUUUCUUUAGUUUACGAAGUUUCUUCGGUUAAUCACGUUUUUUCUUAUGUCCCGAAUGAAACACAGUAAAGGCUUUUCUUUUUUCAGUUGAAGGUGACUGCUUCUGGUAAGAUGGCCCACUGUGAAAAUGUCAAGAUUGACUGGGGACUCAAUGAGGUAAUCGUCGUUGUCUUUAUUUUUGACGUUUCCUUCACCCGUGGAAGUCCUAAGAUAAUAUUCCCAGGAGAAAGUAAGCUUACUGACGUUUACAUUUAAAUGAUAACCCCUUUUAUUUCCCAGGCUGAUGGAAUUUACGAUAACCCUGCAGAACUGUUGGACGUUAAACUAGAAUUCAGCGACGAUGAAGGGCUGAAUAAUUCGAAAAAUGAGGGAAAGGUAACUUUUUGAAAUCUCCCUAUAUUGCGUGAGUAAAGAUCGAAUUAAAUGUGCAACUUUAGCGUUGGAAAGUCGCAAGGAACUAUUUGAACCUAGUAUGGCGUAGUUUAAUGUAACUUGUACAAUUCCUUCUCAUGUUCGUCACCAAACCAAGACUUUGACUGAAACCACUCAAAGAACAAUCGACUGCAUCGUUUGUGCCCUGGAGAAAAUCUCCGUAAUAGCAUUUGACGCUUUAAACGUCGCUGCAGAUCCUAGCAGUUGACAAACGCUUUGCGCAUGUGAACGUAGUGAUGGUCAACUUCGAGUUCUGUAUAGCUCACUGAUAAGGCAGCCGAGUGCAAAUCCGAAGGUCUGGGUUUGAUUCCCCUUGAGGAACACAGCUUUUUUUUUAUCAGGGUCGGUCCAGUCCUCCUACCCCUCCUCGUCACCGCCGCCAUUUACCCACACGACCCGUCAGUCAAAUGUUUCCUCCCGGAGGGGGAUACGCCAAGGGAGUGCCCGGGAUAAGUUCGCUAGUAUCUGGACUGACGCUCUUGGGAAGUGAUUCACCGGCGCUGGACAAAGGUUCCACGGGCUCCCCUGUAAUAAGGCGCAGAGCAGCUGUUCGCCCUUCAGGCACUAAUGUGGAGACAGUGGCUGUGAAUGUGCGAGCGAGCAUGUAUGCUCCGUCGUCAUUUUCUGAGAGCAUGUUCAGUUCUAUGACAAGCACCUUUGGUCACGGGCCUAAGGCUAAAACGUAAGUGUAAAUUUUUUUCUUUUGUCUUCGUCGGUUUUGAUUGUUCGUCCACGAUGAUGGGUCCUUAUAGAUUGCGCAAGCAUAAUUUUUUGGCAUAAUGUUGGCACAGUUUGGAAAAACGAGCUGGGCGCCUGCGUGAAGGAAAAUCUACCGCUGACCCGUAAUACUGAUAAUAUGUCCUAGUUUGACCUUCCGUUGUUCGCCUCAGCCAUAGAGAUCUCGCUGGCGAGCUAAGUCAUGUAUUUGUUUUUCCUGAUUUGUUAUUCGAUAAACGACACCCAUCUCAGGAAGAUUCCUUAACUUCUUCUUAGGGCUGACGGUACAGCCGCUGACCAGGCUGAGUCUCCCCCACCUGUCCCUCCUGUACGCUGCAGCUCCGUCAGUCGAGAGAAGCGCUUUGGUGUUGACGUUCCGCUGCCUCCGUUACCUGCUAAACCAAAGUUUGACGAUCCUGGGGCAGCAGCCACCAAACAGUUACCUACGGAUCCAACAAUUCGUCCGGCGGAAACGAUAAAUCGACGAGCUCCACCUGUUCCGCCCACUCCUAAACGAGCUGGUGGGGAGGGGAAACCUGUAGCACCUCCCCUCCCCACACACCGGAGGUCUAAAUCCGAAGGGAAGACGCCUUUCGGCGAGGAAAUCCUUCGGGCAGCAGACUCGAAGCCACCUUUUCAGAAAAAGCUUUCGUCACCUCUUGGUAAGGAGGACGUCAAAGAAGAAGAGAAACCAAUCCCUCCGCCUCGGCCUCUGAAGCCAGGGUCCAUGCGGGUCGCUUCUAGUACUCCAAUGCUAGCUAAUGGGGAAGUUAAGUCUUCCAAGUAAGUAAAAUAAUAAGUGCGUUUGGAGUGGUGAUACUUUGCUCUUCUUGUCACGCCAUGUUACGUGACCACCCAUGUCACGAUUUGUCACGCGAUAUUUACCCUGUUAUCUGUACUUUUUCUAUCAUUGUUAAGGCGAUUUCCUCAAUAUUUAUUUUGAAGGAGCAAGUUGUCAUUAACCUGCGAAAAUAUUACCUUCUUCUUUCAUUUGUUUACACGGUUUUAUUUUUCCUAACAAAUGGUAGCUUUAUUUUCGUAUUGUUUCCGCGGCGGGCGUAAAUGGUUUCCAUAGGCCCUGAGUUUCUCCUUCUUUCUUUUUAGUAAGAAACGACUGGAAGUAUCGCUACUCUCCGUAAAAGGAAGGGUAGUCCAUCGUGGGUUGCAUGCCCCGCCCUCCCCUUCCCAACGUUUCAUUAUGUCUCUCUAAAAGACACAAUAUGAGAGUGAAGUGUGUUGCAUAAGAACACGACCACCGGCCACCGCUCAUACCCAGACCUCUCGUUUCGGACUCCAUCGUGGUAACCACUAUGGUUAUUAUUGUUCCCGCUUGUACUUUUUUCUGAUUAGACAUUUUCCUUGUAGAGCCGCUACUUUUCCUCGACCUCCUCCCCGAGGAAGCUCAGAAUUGAGCUCUGUCAAAGGUUGGUAUUCAAUCGCGACCUGAUACUUUUACAAAAAUUUGUCAAGAUACUUAAAGAAAGAUUCAUUUCUUUCUUUGAUUUUAAGAAAUGUAAACAAUAAAGCAUUUUCUUUGGGAUUUCAAAUUGUUUCAAUUGAAGAUUUAAGACGCUCUUCUUUACUUUGCUUUUCUCUGGUCACGUGGCUCAAUUUGCUCUUUCAGUGAACGUCGACAAGAAAAGCGACGUUAAUAGAAAAGAAUCUGUCGAUUCUGUACCAGAAAGUCCUAUUCCGGAUAUUCCACCAAGAGCAAACACCGUUUCAGUAAGUCGUAGUAGUUUUACCUUGUGUUAGUCGCUAUUGUUACCUUUCUUCAAGGCGUGUUAGUUAAUAUUCUAAUGCUGUGCGUCUCGGAAAUCAGCGUUACAGCAGGGUUAUCACGCUUUUCCAAAAAGGUAGCGUAAUCUUCUAGUUGUCGCGCAACAGGAGACAGUUUGGAUUGUCACCUUGUUGGUGUAAAAAUGUUUUUGUUUUCCGCUUUUCCUACAUCUUUCGUCUUGACAAUCAAGCCAAGAAACAUAAUCAAAGGAGAUCUACUUUAGCCAACUAAUAUUCGUGAUCUCUUUUGUUCAGAAUGCCCUGACCCUACCCCAGCGGGUAGAAGCUCUCUACGACUGUGAGGCGGAUAAUGAGGACGAGCUGACUUUCAAAGAAGGCGACAUUAUCUUGGUCAAGGGGGAGGGGGAGGACGCCGAAUGGUGGGUGAGUAUUGGGAGGAUUAUAAUGGGGGGGGGGGUUGGAGGAAAGGAAAGGAGCCGGGUGGGUAUUGAGUCAGUUUGGUAAUUUGACUGAGGGGGGAGGGGAGGAGGAAAGCUAGACGGUGGACCCGAGCGAAAGAUUAUUCAUCAGAGGAGGAGGAAACGAGGAGACUCCAUGAAAAAAGGGCUAUAAAAGGCUGUGUCUGUGGGAGUGUGGGAGGGUAGUUUGAUUGUCACCUACAGGAAGCCUUGGAUUUGAUGGCCGAAGAUGAAUGGCAAUCAAUUAUCAGGCAAGAAAAAUAUCACAAUGAACGCGAGAAUUGUAUUUUCCCUCACGGGGAAUAUUAGAUAAAAGAAAAUGUUUUAAUUUUCCUCACCUCCUCGUUUCUUAUUUGUUUGCCCCUAAAAUUUCUCCGAAUUUCCCGGGACUUCUGUCCAAUGGAAGGAAGGGUUGCAAACAUAGUAUGGGAGUGGUGGAAGUGGCGAAUUGGUGGCGUUUUUGUUGCUGUUGUUGUUUUUUCCUAGAUUGGAGUAAAAACAGUAAAAGUGAAAAUGUCUGUUCCUUCUAACACUUUACUGUUCUUUUUCCUUUGUCUGUAGUUGGGUGAAAUAGAAGGACAUCCAGGAACUUGUGGGGUCUUUCCAGUCAGCUUUGUUCGCGUCCUUCCCGAAUGA